Molecule: messenger RNA, 750 nt
Organism: Dacryopinax primogenitus
Lineage: Eukaryota; Fungi; Basidiomycota; Dacrymycetes; Dacrymycetales; Dacrymycetaceae
Product: NADP-binding protein
Exons: 4
Coding region: 1-750 (249 amino acids)
Cellular component (GO): intracellular anatomical structure
Molecular function (GO): oxidoreductase activity, acting on NAD(P)H, oxygen as acceptor
Source: RefSeq, a predicted model, not a curated record
AUGUCAUCCCCUCAGGUAAUCAUCACCGGUGCAUCCAAAGGUAUCGGGCUCGCGACAGCUCAGGUGCUGCUAGAGGUGUAUGACGCCAAGGUGGUGUCCAUCUCGAGGAGUACGACACCGGAGUUGGAGGCUCUGAAAGCCAAGUUUGGGGAUAAACUCGUGGUCGUUCUGGGCGAUGUCUCCGACCCCGAGGUCUCUCUCGAAGCGCUCAAAGUGAUGCCCUCUCCUACCGGACUGGUGCUGAACGCCGCCAUAUGCCUCUUUGGCAGGGUCGAAAAGUGCGACCCCUCCGACUGGCGCAAGACGUUCGAGCUCAACGUCUUCUCCCUCUUCCACACACUCGUCCCCGCCAUUCCCGCGUUGAGGGAGAAUAAAGGCAGGGUGGUGUUUGUUAGCUCGGGGAGCGCGGUGGGGAAGACGACGGGGAUGGCGAGCUAUAAUGCUAGUAAGGCGGCUAUGAACGCCGUGUGCAGGACGUUUGCGAAUGAGGAGCCGGACAUUGCCAGUUUCGCCGUUCACCCGGGGAUGGUCGAGACGGAGAUGCAACUGAACUUCUUGAAAUCUGCCCCUGCUCAUCUUAGUCCUGCAGAAGCAGACUGGGUCGCAAGUGUACACUCCUCGGGUCAGCUUGUCAAGCCUGAGGACUCGGGCUACGUCCUGGCAUCACUGGUGGUGAAGGGCUCUUCAGACCUCAGUGGGCAAUUCUUCUCCUGGAAUAGCCCAGAGGCACAGCCUUAUAUGAAGAAAUGA